CUGUCGGACGGAGGAUAACAGGCGAGGUGGGAGAGGGCUGAACUCACAGCAGCCUCAGACUCUGACAGGAUGGAGCUCUACCUCGACCUGCACUCCCAGCCCUGCCGUUCCGUCUUCCUGUUGGCCAAAGCUAUCGGGAUUCCCUUUGAGUUUAAGUUGGUGGAACUCUCUGCAGGGCAACAGUACAGCGAGGAAUUUGGAAAGAUCAAUGUCAUGAGGAAGGUUCCCGUCAUGAAGGAUGGAAGCUUCGUUCUGACGGAAAGCGUGGCGAUCCUGAAGUACAUGCUGCAGAAACACUCGUCGUCAUUGGCAGAUCACUGGUACCCAGCUGACCUGCAGCAGCGUGCUCGUGUUAAUGAAUACCUAUCCUGGCAGCACAUGAACCUCAGAGCUCACGGGUCCAAGGUCUUUCUGCUCAAGGUACGAGUCCCCGAUCAACCCGGCGCU
Messenger RNA from Notothenia coriiceps (black rockcod), 447 nucleotides. RefSeq names its product glutathione S-transferase theta-1-like. The transcript is spliced from 3 exons. Gene Ontology annotation, cellular component: cytoplasm. The record is from RefSeq and is a predicted model, not a curated record. Gene Ontology annotation, molecular function: glutathione transferase activity. The annotation marks the transcript as partial. Gene Ontology annotation, biological process: glutathione metabolic process. Lineage: Eukaryota; Metazoa; Chordata; Actinopteri; Perciformes; Nototheniidae.